AUGGACGAGAUGGCACCUCCCGCGAUACGUGCCAUCCUCAGUGAGGACGAUGAUGACCAUGUGCCCAUGUUUCCUUCUGCCAACAGCGCUCAGCGACAUGCUGUCAGUGGGUCAGCACCAUCGUCCCGUUUGCACCCCUCCGGCAUGAACAGUCUGCGGGCACCAGUGGAGCCAGCGCCUUCACAGCUCGAGGUACCUAUGAGAAGGCAAAAGGUGAUCCUCGAACCCGGUCAUAGCCCUCUUGAUUGGGCGCGAUUAAAAACGACAACAGAUCUGCGAGGCGGUGUAUCCACUCUUCUCCGCGUCACCCCGUCUCAACUUAAGCAGCACAACCGGCUUGACGACGCAUGGACAGCUAUUCAAGGAAAAGUGUACAAUAUGACUCCCUAUUUAAAAUUUCAUCCUGGCGGCGUCGAUCAACUCAUGCGUAUCGCAGGCCGUGAUGGCACUCGACUUUUCUUUGCCACGCAUCCUUGGGUCAAUGUCGACGCACUCAUAGACUCUACGAUGGUCGGCGUAUUUGUGCCAGAAUCGUGA
Messenger RNA from Malassezia restricta, 537 nucleotides. RefSeq names its product cytochrome b5. Bases 1 to 537 code for a protein of 178 amino acids. The record is from RefSeq and is a predicted model, not a curated record. Gene Ontology annotation, molecular function: heme binding. Lineage: Eukaryota; Fungi; Basidiomycota; Malasseziomycetes; Malasseziales; Malasseziaceae. The transcript has 2 exons.